AUGGCGGCCGGACUUUCAGUAGCUGGUUGUUCUUCGAGAACCAUUCUUUUCAAGCACAGCCCAUUUCUAGGCCCGAAGCCCACUAAACUCUUCUUUCCCUCCAUUCACAGUUUUGAUAAGAUUUUGAGGUGUAAAAAGAGGAAUAACUUGACUGUUUGUUUUGUGCUGGAGGAUGAGAAAUUUGAUACGAGUAGAGAAUUGGAGAGAAACCCAACUGUAGAGGAGAUUCAGAGAGAUUUAUCUGCGGCCCGGUUGGCUGAGAAAUUGGCUAAGAAGAAGUCAGAGAGAUUUACUUAUCUUGUUGCUGCAGUUAUGUCCAGUUUUGGGAUCACUUCUAUGGCUAUCAUGGCUGUUUAUUACAGGUUUUCUUGGCAAAUGGAGGGUGGAGAGAUGCCUUUUGCAGAAAUGUUUGGUACAUUUGCUUUAUCUGUGGGGGCUGCUGUAGGUAUGGAAUUUUGGGCAAGAUGGGCUCAUAGAGCUCUAUGGCACGCAUCCUUGUGGCACAUGCACGAGUCGCACCAUAAACCAAGAGAAGGCCCUUUCGAGCUCAACGAUAUUUUUGCCAUAAUCAAUGCCGUUCCGGCCAUCACCCUCCUCUCGUAUGGCUUCUUCCAUAAAGGCCUCGUUCCUGGCCUCUGCUUCGGAGCUGGUCUUGGAAUUACGAUGUUUGGCAUGGCCUACAUGUUUGUACAUGAUGGUCUUGUUCACAAGAGAUUCCCAGUGGGGCCCAUUGAAAAGGUGCCAUAUUUUAGAAGAGUGGCUACAGCUCAUCAACUUCAUCACUCAGACAAGUUCAAAGGUGUCCCGUAUGGGCUGUUCCUAGGACCUAAGGAACUUGAAGAAGUUGGAGGACUUGAAGAAUUGGAAAAGGAAAUUAGCAGAAGAAUUAAAAUUUCUAAGAAUCAAUGA
Fraxinus pennsylvanica is the source of this 909-nucleotide messenger RNA. NCBI's taxonomy places the organism in Eukaryota, Viridiplantae, Streptophyta, Magnoliopsida, Lamiales, Oleaceae. The record is from the annotation of a GenBank genome assembly.